This is a messenger RNA of Blepharisma stoltei, 1650 nucleotides long. The record is from the annotation of a GenBank genome assembly. NCBI's taxonomy places the organism in Eukaryota, Ciliophora, Heterotrichea, Heterotrichida, Blepharismidae.
AUGGAUAAAGACAAGUGAAACCAAAUCUUGCUCCUAGGAGCAGCCACACUUGGGUUUAUCAGCCUUCUUCACUAUAGAAAAACUCGUCACGAGCCCAGAAGAAUCACACGCAGGACAACUUCCCAAGUCCGUCAAAUAGAAAGACUUGAAAAAAUCCUUAACGAACAAAAAGCAAUCGAAAAUGACGCUGCAAAAGGUGUUAGGGCUCCCAAAAUGCUGCCUCCUCCAGAAGGAAAAGUCUUCUUAAACCCACUUUUGGGUACUGGCGUUAAACAAGAUAUCAACUCCGGCCGAGCUUUUCUCCCUGAGUCAGUUUUCAAUAAAGUUGGUGGCUACUUAGUCGCUGACAACGCUUUUUCUGAAGAAUCCUGCCCAAUUGCAGGGUCAAUUUUACUAUUAAAAGGCAGCCCUAGAAUGGAAAUUAUCAUGAACCCUAAAAACGUCAAAGCAGCCAUCGUUACCUGUGGAGGUCUCUGCCCAGGCCUGAACGUGGUUAUCCGAGAAAUCGUCAUGUCGCUUUACUAUAACUACGACACCACCGAAAUAUAUGGUAUUUGGAAUGGUUACCAAGGAUUUUAUACUGAAGGCUGCAUAAAAAAGCUUACCCCACACGACGUCGUAGACAUUCAUACCCUUGGAGGGACAAUUUUGAAGUCUUCUAGAGGUGGCUGGAAUUUGGAAAAAAUAGCUGACUCUAUUGAAGAGCACGGUUUUAACCAAAUUUAUAUAAUAGGAGGAGAUGGGACACAUAGAGGAAUUAAUGCAAUGGUAGAAGAAAUGGAAAGGAGAAACCUUUCAGUUUUCAUUGCAGGGAUUCCUAAAACUAUUGAUAAUGAUAUACCAAUCAUUGAUAAAAGCUUCGGGUUUGACACGAGUGUAGAGGAAGCACAAAGGGCUAUUGACUCAGCAAAUAUUGAAGCCAAUAGUGCAGAAUAUGGAGUAGGGCUUGUAAAACUUAUGGGGAGAAAUAGUGGGUUUAUUGCUAUGCAAGCGUCAAUUGCUAAUAGAAAUGUAUGGAAAAAAAAGUUAAAUUAGGGUGAUUUAUUUUUUUAAAAAAAAUAAGAAAUAUUUGUAGGGAAAGAUAUAAAUGUCUGCUUAAUUCCUGAGUCUGAAUAUGAACUAUCAGGGCCAAAUGGGGUUUAUAACUAUAUAUUGGAAAGGCUUAAAAUUAAAAAACACGCUGUUGUAGUGGUCGCUGAAGGAGCUGCUGUGUCUUGUAAGGACGAAAAACUUGUAAUGCCAGGGACAGAUGCCUCAGGCAACCCGAUUUUAUAUGAUAUAGGCAAACAUUUGAGGGACGGGAUAGUAAAAUAUUGUAAGGAAAGGGAUAUGAAUAUUACAUUAAAAUAUAUUGAUCCUACUUAUAUGAUCAGGACGGUCCCAGCUAACUCAGGAGACAAAGUUUUGUGCGCAACAUUGGCACAGGCGGCGGUUCAUGGGACUUUUGCUGGGUUUACAGGGUUUUCCGUUGGAUGUGUAGGCGGAGCGGCUUGCUUUAUUCCGAUUGAUUUAAUGAUUUCGACGAGAGAAGGAAAAAACUCGUUGCCAGGACAGCGAAGAGUGGAUCUAGAAGGAAACUAUAUGUGGUGGAGGCUCAUGGCUUCGACUGGGCAGCCAAGCUUUAUUAAUGAGGUUAGUCUCGCUAAUUAA